CCCAUUAAUGCGGCAUUAUAUUCGUUACUACAGAACUAUCUGGACCAUUCAUGUAUUCUCGAAAAUAAUGUUAUUAUGUGGAAAAACAAAGGUCGUUUUAUUGUGGCUGUUGAUUCCUGCUCUUGUGCUCAGCCAGGAGGAAAACAGGGAGAGGAAACAGCAUCCAGAAUUGACCAAAUUGGUGAGAAAUUGGGCUCAGAAAUUGGGAGGUGAGUUAUGGCAUUUCGGAGAAUUGGUAACAAGAAGAACUAUGGUUAUCGACAGCUUCAAGGAUACAACAAUCGUAAGGGAGGAUGGGGAAGCUUUGUUGAAAGACAUACACGAAAAGAUUAGUCACAUGAUGAAACAAAAAGUGGAAGCUGUUAAGAGGAUUAUGGAUAUAGCAGAGCAAGCAGCCAAAGCCCAAAAAGAAGACGAUAUAGAUGAAGAUUUUCAAUUCUACAACUCUAAAAAUUUAACAAACUCCGCGCCAAAUUAUACUGUAGAUGAUGAAGAAGAUUUACAAAAUGAGACCCCAAGAUUUCAAGAAUUGAGAUAUAACGAUCCGUUGAUUUUCGAAGACAAAUAUAGAUCGAUGGACCAAUCAGAUUUUCAGCAAGAUGAGGAGCCAAGUGAAGAGGCAGGCACUUUUAAGGAAGAUCCUGAAGCCACAGAAGAAAUAGAGAUAACAGAUGGUUCAGAGAAGGAUCCACAAGCUAGUCAAACUCCUAUAAGGGAUAAAACUCGCUUACCUUUAUACCCCAACCGAAGAUUUUACAACAUACCUGUAAAUACGAACUUCAGUGCAGUUCAUGUACCGAGUAAUGUCUACGAAAGAUCAAAAGACGUGCUAACAGGCAUCAUUUGGUCUGAAGAGUUGGAUAAGACCUUUCGAAACAACUACAAACUGGAUCCAACCCUAUCGUGGCAAUAUUUUGGUAGUUCUACAGGAUUCAUGAGGCAGUUUCCAGCGAUGCAAUGGCACGAAGAGCCUCUGGACCUUUAUGACUGUCGAACGCGCUCGUGGUUUAUUGAAGGGGCAUCCUCGCCUAAAGACGUUAUAAUUCUGGUGGACAGAUCCGGCUCUAUGACAGGUAUGCGAAGGGAGAUAGCCAAGCACGUGGUUCACAACAUCCUGGACACCCUUGGUAACAACGACUACGUUAACAUCUACACCUUCAGCAACACAACCGACCCGCUGAUCGACUGUUUCGAUGGCAUUUUGGUACAGGCGAACAUGGCAAACGUGCGACUGCUGGCGGAGAGUAUGACCAAUUUCAAGACCGAACAGAUAGCUAAUUUCUCCCUAGCCUUGAUCACAGCUUUCGAGAUUCUGAAGGACUAUAGGGAGAGCAAACAAGGAGCUGGAUGCAACCAAGCGAUAAUGUUGGUCACUGAUGGUGUCCAAAAUAACUACACUGACAUAUUUGAACAAUAUAACUGGCGAAAACCUUUCGUCAACGUCCGAAUUUUCACCUACUUGAUUGGAAGGGAAGUAUCCAAUGUUAAGGAAGUCAAGUGGAUGGCUUGUGCAAACCAAGGCUAUUUCACCCAUCUGAGCACAUACGCGGAGGUGAGAGAAGAAGUGCUUCAGUACCUUCCAGUGAUGGCUCGUCCGAUGGUCCUGAAUCCAAACCACAAGCCUAAUCCAACAUGGACACCUAUCUAUGCAGAUGUCACCGAUCCUAAGCUCACAAAUUGGCUCUGGAUAAACCGGGAAAGAAACAAGCAGCGGGAGAGGUUUUUAGGUUACCGACCCAACAAAACCCAGAUUUCGCCUGACGUUUUGGACAAGAAGUUCGUCCAUCAACAGAAGGCUAAACAAGAUAACUAUGGAGACUUGCAAGUUUAUCAUUUAAUGACUUCGGUUUCAUUGCCAGUGUAUGAUAAGAAACAACGCAAGGAAAGAGUGGCAAAUCUUUUAGGAGUAGCUGGUACUGAUGUACCAAUAGAAUAUAUACAGAGGCUGAUGUUGCCGUAUAGAUUGGGUGUGAACGGCUAUGCUUUUAUAGUCACCAAUAAUGGCUAUAUUCUGAGUCAUCCUGAUCUGAGACCAGUGCACCAAGGUAUUCUGAAACCGGCUUAUAAUAGAGUCGAUCUAACAGAAGUUGAACUUUUGGAUGAUGGCGAUGCUGAUCCUAGAACAUGGUCUGAUGAGCUCAAAGAGUUCAGAAAAAAAGUAGUCAUGCAAAAGAAGGGAAACAAGACCUUCAAUGUGAAAACCCACUUAGACGACAUGAGGAGAAUAAUCGUUAACAGCAGGCACUACUUUUACAUGGGCCUGAACGACACUCCCUUCGGUCUAGUGGUAGCCUUACCCGGCAAAUACGGCUUCAACAGGGUGCAGCACCCUGUAGAGAACGAUAUACACCGUAUGAGGUCCAAUGACAAAAUCAAAAGACCGUUCACCCAAUUUUUUACGGGCAAUUGGACAAUACAUCCAGACUGGCACUAUUGUCGUUAUUUGGACGACUACCAUCAUUUUGAUACUCCGGAGCAGGAGUUUUUGCAUUUUCUGGAGAAGAUGGAGAGCCCUGGCUGGAAAUGGACGUCAGAAUGUGACCGAAAGUUGAUAUGUAAGGUGGUUGCAGACGCAAAAAUAACCACAUGGUUCAGUCAAAACAUCACCACCACAAGCAAAGAAGAGAAUGGACCGGAAUUCAUAAAACGUUUUGGGAUCACUGUAGCCUUCUUGGCCACUCACAGUGGCUUGACAAGAUGGCAGGAUUUUCCUCAAAACAUCGACUUGGCCACUAGCGAACCAUCGAAUUUUCACAUGGUCCACAACAGAGCCAUUGACGAAGUAUGGUACAGGAGAGCUGUCGAAAGACAUUAUGUGGAUCCAAGAGGUUUUAUAUACUCUGUACCUUUUGAUAUAGGACACGAAGCUAAUGUACUGGUAACAGUGAGCCAUGCUAUAUUUAGGGAUGAUUCAAACAAAAGGGCUCCUGCAGCUGUGGUUGGUUAUCAGUUUUAUCAUUCGUCCUUGUAUUCUUUAUUCAAGAACAUCACCACAGCAUGUGGAGAUAUGCCAUGCACCAGGACAUGCGAUUCCAAAGAGCUGCAUUGCUUGAUGGUGGACGACAAUGGGUAUGUAAUAGUCAGCAAUAACGUUCAAGAUACUGGGUUCUUCUUCGGGAAAAUUAGACCGGAUAUAAUGAGAGAGCUGCUCAGGGAAAACAUAUAUAAAGUGACCAGAAUAUUUGAUUACCAAGGACUUUGUCCUGAGGCGGAAGAGAUGGGAAAUCCUGCCAGCAAGAUUCUGACUCCUUUCGUGCAUCUCUCCAAAGUAUUCCACUGGUUCCUGACCACCUUGGCUUUCUUGAUCAACUUGGCUGUGGGCGAAGACUACAAUUCGCUGCUGUACCAGACCCCUGACCCAUCAGAGGAUCAUCUAGAACACGAACAGCUCUUCGUGGAUUCCGAUCCUCAAGAGGACAUCGAGAAUCACGAUCAACCUUAUUUCAAGUUGAACGAGAAGGAGUUCAUAGCCAGGUAUAGGAUACAGAAGACAAAGCCGGAGCCAUGUGACAAUGAGAUGUGGAUCUAUAGUCUUGUUCACUAUACCGAGAGGAAUAUGUCUAAUAGUGGGUACAACAAAACUAUGACAGAUUGUUCUAGGCCUUUCAUCGUGCAAAGAGUGUCAGGCAGCAACAUGAUUCUACUGGUUAUCAACAAUUUAUGUAGAGCUAAUCAUGAUGAAACCAUUCCUUGGCCUGAACCCACUCAAUACAACUACAAUAUGAGUACAACAUGCUAUAAGGUUUUGUACAACAACCUUCCGAGACGUCAUUAUAUGAGCUGUAUCAACAGAAACAUUAACGAGAGCGAAAUAAGGCUCUGCGGCAAAGGGACCAACCUUCAAGUAUCCAGAGAAUUAGUGUUACUUCUACUAGCAACACUGCGGCUAACUUUGCUGCUUCUCCAGUAGGAUAGUUAACCAUCUUAGAAAAUUUCCAAUAUCUGUGAUAUUCCUAUAUCUUAACUGAUAUAAUAUUAUUUGUUUUUGUGUUGAAAAAUAUUUACAUUUACACAUAA
This is a messenger RNA of Coccinella septempunctata (seven-spotted ladybird), 4017 nucleotides long. It is a transcript of the gene stj, whose product is annotated as voltage-dependent calcium channel subunit alpha-2/delta-3. Gene Ontology annotation, cellular component: voltage-gated calcium channel complex. The record is from RefSeq and is a predicted model, not a curated record. NCBI's taxonomy places the organism in Eukaryota, Metazoa, Arthropoda, Insecta, Coleoptera, Coccinellidae. The coding region runs from base 8 to 3910 and encodes 1300 amino acids. Gene Ontology annotation, molecular function: voltage-gated calcium channel activity. The transcript is spliced from 25 exons.